Molecule: messenger RNA, 2136 nt
Organism: Rhinichthys klamathensis goyatoka
Lineage: Eukaryota; Metazoa; Chordata; Actinopteri; Cypriniformes; Leuciscidae
Gene: rassf1
Product: Ras association domain family member 1
Exons: 7
Coding region: 716-1777 (353 amino acids)
Biological process (GO): Ras protein signal transduction
Cellular component (GO): nucleus; microtubule cytoskeleton
Source: RefSeq, a predicted model, not a curated record
AAACGAGGUUUAAACCCCGCAGGCGUGGGUUCAAAAUAUGAAACCCGAGGGUCCACCAAAUGCUUCAGGAAAUGAUGUCUGCUCUGCCUUUGCCGCUCUUAAAUAGGACAGAUCGUGCUGGAUUAAGCGUUAAUCUGCGUUAGUCUCCGGCGCAUGCGCACUAUCUCGCGCUAGCGGUCGCGCUGUACAAGGUGCGCGUUGUUCUGACUGAGGGUAAACUCAUAAUCGACCCGGUUUCGAGCUGCGACCGCGAAUGACGCCCAACAGUGAACCGAAAAUCUGAGGAGACAUCUGCCUGCCAGAGGAGCAUCAUUUCCACUUUUGUUUGGGUGUAAUGGAAAAUGUUUUCUCUGUUUUGCGCAAUCCCUUGCGUUAUCUCCUCUCAAACACGCGAUGCGCGCGCAGAUUACGCGCUGUUUGAGACUUCAAGAGCGGAUUUGAGGAAACUGACCCGUUUACUGUCAGUUUGAGGCUCUUCUGACGAAGAAGUUUUUGGUUUAAUAAGAUUGAGCCAGAUGGUGCUGAAAACUGAAUCAAGAGGACAUCUCGCUGAAAACAUCAUCAUCUCUUUUGUAUUAAUAUUGUACGAUCGACAAAGCGAUCCAUGUUUGUUCUCAGCCUGGAUGUGCGAAGUCCGUUGACCUGGUUCGGAGUAAACCGGGUCGUUCUGAAGUGAUCUACUGAGCCAUGCUUUUUAGCCUCCCACAUCCCCAAGAUGGCAAAAUGUGAACUCAUUGAAUUACAGGACUUGACUCCGGACGACCGCAUCGAGUUAGCGCCCCCUAGCGCCCCUCCGCCCACUCUGGAGAGGUGGAGCAAAGAGAAGGUGGUGCGGAUGGUGGGGGAGCGCGUGCGUCUGGAGGACCCCGACUGGCUGACGUGUAAACCCGGACGGGGUCACGACCUCCAGCCCUGCAGCCAGACGCAGCUCAGCUGGUGCGACCUCUGCGGGGAGUUUAUAUGGGGCCUGUACAGGCAGAGUCUCCGCUGCACACACUGUAAUUACACGUGUCACUACCGCUGUCACCCCUUCAUUCAACUGGACUGCAGCUCCAACUGUGACGCCAUCCGUGAACAAACGAACUACUGCGAGGACACGAUCGAGACGGACACCAAUGUGGAUGAGCCGGUCGACUGCAGGAAACAGGAGCUGUCUGUCACUGAAAUACAACAGAAAGUGAAAGAAUACAACGCUCAGGUCAACAGCAACCUCUUCAUGGUUCUGAACCGUGAUGGAUCUUACACUGGCUUCAUAAAGGUCCAGUUUAAGCUGGCCCGGCCCGUGUCUCUCCCUCCUUCACGGAGCACGUCCUCCUCCUCGGGAUGGGACUGCACUGAAGCACUGCAGCACCGCACCUCAUUCUACCUGCCCAGAGACACGGUCAAACACCUGCACAUCAGCUCCAACACACGGGCCAGAGAGGUCAUCGAAGCACUGCUGAAGAAGUUCACCGUGGUGGACAACCCGGCCAAGUUCUCUCUGUUCGAACGCAGCGAACGGCAGAAUCAAGUGUACUUAAAGAAGAUUGCGGAUGAUGAAUGUCCGCUUUUCUUGCGUCUGUGUGCUGGACCCAACGAGAAAGUCCUCAGUUUAGUUCUUAAAGAGAAUGAAACAGGAGAAGUUAAUUGGGAUGCGUUCAGUUUUCCCGAACUCCGGAACUUCCUGCGCAUUCUGCAGCGGGAGGAGGAGGAUCACGUCCGGCAGAUCGUGCGGCGCUACGCCUCGGCACGAGACAAGAUGAAAGAGGCUGUGAAGAACUUCAGUACGCCUGGCUGAAACAAGCUGCUUUUCAUACCUCAGAAACAAGAGAAAAGGAGAAGAAAACGUACUAAGUACGCAGCUUAUUACAGUUUGAAUCCAAAGAGUGUGUGGAAGAACCCUUUGAGACAUGAGAGGGUUGUAAAUGAAAGAGAAAUGCAGUGAGAGAGAGUAGCAGCGUGUGUUUAAGCGUGACUGAUGAGCGUGAGAGGUGUGUGACGUUACACUGGAAGAAAUGCUGCGGUCGUAGAUCCAGUUGUGGAGCAACGUCUUUCCAGUGUGAGCGACAGAUUAUUGGUCGGUGGUGAUUGCAUAUAUCAAUGCAGAUUAAAGAGUAUUUUAAUCACCAUUUGAACUUGUAAUGGGAAAAAAGAUUA